UUAUUGUAAAGAAACCUCCUUUAAAUUCAAGUGUGUGUUGCAACCGCAGCUGUCGCGCGGUGUCUGCCUCUUUGUUUUGGGCCAGCGUCUGUCACUCUCCCGCGUCAACCAAUAGGAGAACGCCUUACUUAACCCAUUCGACCAAUGAGCGUUGAGCUUUGUUCCACAGUGCCAGUUCCUAGGCGGGAGCGCACCGAGCCGUCGAGCUAUUUCUACUUUUAACCGCCUUUCGCAAAACCGUUUAUUUACGCAUUUUAGCAGCGCUGUUUUUACUUAACCACAAGCUUCGAUGUACAAUCUUCCAAAAAAUAUUUUUUUGGAUGUAACAGAUAGCUGUGUUUGUCGUAAAAUCCUACGAGGACAUUCAAACGGAAGGCGCGAGCCGGUUUGACGGGUGUCAACAACGCGAGACAAGAGUUGCACGCUUUUAUUUUCAUUUAUUCUCCUCCAGAUCAAGCAUGGCGCAAUUUCACGAGGAUCCGGCGCUGCUCACUAAAGAGAAGCUGAAGAGUGAGUUACUGGCCAACAACGUGCCUCUGCCCAGCGCAGACAGCAAGAAAGACGUGUAUGUUCAGCUGUAUCUGAAGAACCUGACGGUGCUCAACAAGAAGAGCAUCUCUGCUCCCGCUCCAGACACUUUCUCCAGCGAUGAGGAGAUGACAGCGCCGCUGCUGUCCAACAGGAGCCGCUCGGGGAAGAAAGCCACAAGAAAGACAGACAGAGUUCGGCCAGAGGAGAAUGACAUCUCUGGUUUGACUGAUGAAGAGUUGAAGCUUCAGCUUAUGAAGUAUGGAGUCCAUUCAGGACCAAUUGUUGCCUCUACACGUAAGGUGUACGAGAAGAAGCUUCAGCAGCUCCUGGAGCACCCACCUAUGGAGAGCAGCCUGCCUGAACCCGAGACCACCAUCCCGGAGGCUGUCACCAUCAAAGCAGAUGGAAACCAGAACGGCAACACGCAUUCAGCCGAAGAUCAGUACAGCGACAAAGAAGAAGAAGUUGAUCCUGUACCAGAGCCGGUUCCAGUUGUGACUAAGCAGGUCCGGAGCAGAGGAAAGACUCCGGUCACCACCAGGACCAGCAGCAGACAGCGCACUAAACAGCAGGUGGAGGAGACGGCAACAGUCACUGAGGAAACAUCUGUGGACAGAGGAGAUAUUUUAAAGGAAAUCUUCCCCAAUGAACCUUCCACACCAACCGGAAUAAUGGCCACAUGUCGGAAGCCAAUCCACGGUGCAGCUGGCCGUCCGGUGAAGCCGCUGAACCUCUGGUCCGAGGAGACCCUCCAGCAACAGAACACUUACACAGUGACCAAAUCCUCCUUCACAGACGUGCGCACCGCAGCGCCGGCCGUCCAUCCCAGACCCCGAAGCUGGUUGGCUUUCUGGUUGAAGCUUCUGGUGUUCAUCACACUGGCUGCUUCUCUGUAUUACGCCUUCCUGAACGUCACCACUGAUCAGAUCAACGCCUGCCAGCUCUAUGUCCAGGACAAUGUCAUCACGCCCAUUGUCAAUUACAUCAGCUGGGAAAGCCCAGCCGAGGGCGGCGACGGCAAAUGAGCGGCCCGGUCCGUUAACCAGCUUCAGCAUGCAUCUACUGUCAGACUGAUUUUCUAGUGCUUUACGGAGCGACGCGUCGGCAGGGUUCGGGG
Messenger RNA from Onychostoma macrolepis, 1648 nucleotides. RefSeq names its product thymopoietin b (gene tmpob). Gene Ontology annotation, molecular function: DNA binding. Bases 459 to 1556 code for a protein of 365 amino acids. Lineage: Eukaryota; Metazoa; Chordata; Actinopteri; Cypriniformes; Cyprinidae. The record is from RefSeq and is a predicted model, not a curated record. The transcript is spliced from 7 exons.